ACGAAUUUAUGAAUGAGCAACAAAGUGAGCAGAAAGAUGCCAAGAGCCGGUUAGAAGUGAAAAAAGAAGCAGCAGUGUGGGAGCUUUUCACAAGUGAAUGCACAUACUUUCUGGAUCAUUUGCUGGUUCUCAAGAUGAUAUUUAUGAACACUCUAAAAUACCUCCAGAGUAAUGAAUUUCUCUUGGACGUGGAUUUGUGGAGACUUUUCGCAAACUUAGAGGAGUUAAACAAGAUAAGUCUCAGUUUUCUGAAAAUGUUUUUUGAAACUGUGAAGAAGCAUGUCAGCAAGUCAAACUCUCCCAUGGAUUUCAGCUCCAUACUCAGAACGUUUUUCCAGGGUGACCUCUGCCAGACACACCAGAUUUAUUGCCUUAAUUAUACCUCUGCUGUCUUCUACUUGGAAAAACUGAGACAGAGAGAAGAUUUUGGCAUCUACCUGAAGUGGUGUGAACAAAAUGAACAGUGCAAGAGGUUGCAUCUGCCAGAGCUGCUGGUUGCUCCUCUGCAUCGACUGACACGGUAUCCCCUCCUCCUCAACAACAUCUGGAAGAGAAGCACUGAUGAAACAGAGAAGAGUUUUAUCCAGUCACUUAAAGAGAAGGUGGAAAAAUCUAUAAGGGAUCUGGAAGGUAAAGUCAAGUGGUUGGACAACUUUCAGAAGUUCAGGCAGCUGCAAGAGGUCAUAAUUUGGCCUCAGGUCUGGGAUCGUGACAAAAGGUUCUUUGUCCCAGAGUGUUUGAAGCAAAACUUAAGAGAAAACAGCAGUGAGAACAUUUUGUCUUCAGCAAGCAGACUUCUCCUUCAUGAAGGGAGGCUGAUGCUAGCAGAAAGCACAAGACUCCUUGACGUCUAUCUCUUUUUAUUUGAUGAUUUCCUACUGAUUACCAAAAUUAAACGUAACAAAAAGAAAUAUGGAGGCUCAGACACCAGCUUAAUCCCUGUCUGUCCUUCCCUCACUCCUGAGCUGCAGUCCUUCAUAAGAGAGGGGGGAUUUUGCACAGUCCUAGACCAGCCCAUCCCACUAGACAGACUUGUACUGAAAAAUGUUGAACCCAUCCAAGUUACAGUCUCCAGCCUGAGAAAUGCUUUUCUAAUUCAGCAUGAGAACAGGUAUCAACAGUGCAUAGCAGUCUUCUUGCUACAAGCUCAGACAGAAACUGCCAAGAAAGCAUGGAUGUCACAGAUAGAAACAGCAAUCUCCAAUUACACCACACAACAUCAAACCAAGAAAAGCACUGCUUUCUGCUUCCCUACUGAAUCCUCUGAAAUUUAAUAAUGUCAGCACUGCUCUGACAGAGCCAGUGGAAGACUAUUGUGGUGAUAAUAUGGCUAUUUCUUUCAAAAUGCCUUAGGUCUCUGAAGCUACCAGAUUUCUGACUUGACAAAAAUAUGGCGCAUAGACAACACCAAGUCAGAAUAAAUUGGAGGAGGGGAAUGAAGCAUGCAACAGAUGUAUCACUUUGUUUCACCUAGGGAAGGCUCUUGCCACUUGCCACAAUUUAAUAGAGACUGUCAUUUGCUAGAAAGCAUGACAGGGAAAAAAAACCCUGGGUUGGUAAGGACAACUCAUUCACCAGAGAAGUUUAGAAGGGUUAUUGCAUCAUUCAAACUGUAUUAAUAAAUUCCAUUAAAUUAGAAUUGUGUAGCCAUAGCUCCUGAUAUUUAUGUGUCUCUACCCACUACCCUAUAAUAUCACGAGAUGGUUUUUACAUUAAUACUAAGCCUGUGUGUGUAUCUAUUCAUAUGUAUGCACUUACCUGUUCCAGUGCUCUUCAGAUACAGCCUGGCCACUGUGAUAGACAAAUUCCUGCUCUUCCCCUACAUCUAUCAUGGGCAAGUUUUUGUCACGGCUUUCUAGGAAAGGAACAGCCAUCAGGCUCCAUGCCAAGUGGUGAAUGUGUGAAGCAGGAGGGCAGAACAGAGUGCAGACAGAUCUGUACCAGAGCAUCACACAAGCUGCCAAUGCCUCACCAAAGCUUGGCUGACAUAGCUGUGCUCCAUCCCACCAACCCCAUGCUCAGCUGUACACCACAUCACACCGAGGGCUCACCAAAACCUCACAGCAUCCUGAAACCAGUGCUGACAGGAUAAAGAUAUUUCAAGCCCAGAGUCGUCACACCCGACAGACUAAAGUCUGUGCUUUGUGUGCUGGCAGAAAGGAGAGGGUAUUUCACUUUGUAUACUUUUUACCAAAACAAUCUUUAGCCAGGUCUACUCACUUUACCAGACAAGCAAUCAUUCCUGGAGACCAGCAUAUCUCCAAGGAGGACAGCCCAGGGGAAGGAAGUAUUCACACAUGGGCUUCUCUUCAUGGAGAGCUCAAUAGGUUUUUCUGUGGUAUGCAGAGAAAGACACCUCAGGAAGCAGUUGAGGCAGAAACAGACUUCCCAAUUCAAACUGCCUUUCAGAGGAGACCUCUCCUCUCCAUCUCUCUCCAUAUCUAAACAGAGCCCCUGCUUCAAUAGCUAAACAUGGGUUGUUUGGUUGUGCCUCCAUAAUUCAAUAGUGGCUUUGUCACAGGACUGAUUUCCCACAU
Molecule: messenger RNA, 2537 nt
Organism: Cyanistes caeruleus (blue tit)
Lineage: Eukaryota; Metazoa; Chordata; Aves; Passeriformes; Paridae
Gene: PLEKHG7
Product: pleckstrin homology and RhoGEF domain containing G7
Biological process (GO): Rho protein signal transduction
Molecular function (GO): guanyl-nucleotide exchange factor activity
Source: RefSeq, a predicted model, not a curated record